AAAACGACUAGAAACAAAAUGGCCGAUGUUGUAGUGAUCUCUGAGACCAUUGUUCGACCCGAUAGCUACGAAGAAGAUGGAUCGGAUCGGGUUAAGAUCCAUGUCACUCAAUUCGAUCUCAUGCUUCUUCGAUCCAACUACACACAAAGAGGUUUUUUCUAUCCUCAACCUGACCCGGAAACCCAUAUAAUCUUUCGACUCAAAUCCUCUUUUUCUCUGGUUUUAAAAUUUUUUUACUCGUUCGCUGGUUGUCUAGUGAAGAUCGAACUGCAUCGUUUUUCAUCGAUUGCGAUAGUUCAGCCUAAUCAGACUAAACCAACUAACCCAAACCAAAUCAGCCGGUUAAGUAAUCUAACCUGA
Thlaspi arvense is the source of this 360-nucleotide messenger RNA. NCBI's taxonomy places the organism in Eukaryota, Viridiplantae, Streptophyta, Magnoliopsida, Brassicales, Brassicaceae. The record is from the annotation of a GenBank genome assembly.